UGUGAAAUUUCACUUGCCAAUAUCUCGCCUACUAAUGCUACUUCUGCCAUUAAAAACUAGACUGGACCUAUUUUUACCAACAAAUAACGCUGAACAAGUGCCAGUUGUGGUGUUUGUAACUGGAGGAGCAUGGAUCAUUGGCUACAAAGCUUGGGGUUCGCUACUGGGAAGGCAGUUGGCUGAAAGAAAUAUCAUAGUUGCAUGCAUUGAUUACAGAAAUUUUCCCCAGGGAACUAUUAGUGACAUGGUGAACGAUGUUUCUGAGGGGAUCUCAUUUGUCUGCAACAACAUUGCUGAUUAUGGAGGUGAUCCUAAGAGGAUUUAUCUAAUGGGGCAAUCAGCUGGUGCACAUAUAUCUUCUUGGGCUCUUUUGGAACAAACAAUCAAAGAAUCUAGGGGAGAGAGCACCUCAUGGAGUGUUUCCCAGUUAAAAGCUUAUUUUGGUUUAUCUGGAGGGUACAAUUUAUUUAAUUUAGUGGAUCACUUCCACAAUCGUGGCCUCUAUCGUUCCUUCUUUUUAAGAUAUCCUCUGAAUGAAUAG
Messenger RNA from Mangifera indica (mango), 541 nucleotides. Its product is annotated as probable isoprenylcysteine alpha-carbonyl methylesterase ICMEL2. The record is from RefSeq and is a predicted model, not a curated record. Bases 35 to 541 code for a protein of 168 amino acids. The transcript is spliced from 5 exons. Lineage: Eukaryota; Viridiplantae; Streptophyta; Magnoliopsida; Sapindales; Anacardiaceae.